AGUACGCGUCUAUUCCCCGUUUCUCCAAGUUAUGACACAUUUGCUGUAAGAAAGAAUUAAAGAUCUUAACCCCAGCUGGACAAACCUUUGCCACCCCAAACCUGUCCAAACCGGGCGAACCAGCCGUGACAUGUAUCGGGCUACGUGGAUGUCACAUCAGAAUGACAGCACCACAAUAAUCUCUUUUCGGAGAGCUGCAUUUUGAUUUAAGAAAUCGUCCACCAACUUAGAUGAUGGACUUUCGUGGCAGGAGGCAUGAGCGAGGCAGCAACUGGACAGACCCGGAGAUUGUGGAGCUGCUCCAGCUGUGGUCCGACGAGUCGGUGCAGAUUGAACUGGAGAGUUCACUGCGCAACCAGCGUGUGUUUGACCGCAUUGCCCACAUUUUGCGUGAAAAGGGUAUCUACCGAACAGGAGACCAGUGCAGGGAGAAGAUUAAAAAGAUGAAGCUGGAGUACCGCCGCAUUAAGGACAACCACAAAAUGAGAUCUUGGAAGUUCUAUGAUGUUAUGGACAGGGUGCUGGCGAAUCGGCCGGCUAUUACCUACUCCUCCCUGGGUGGAGCUGUCAUAGCUCAACAGGUGUUUCAAAGCCCUGGGGCACCUGAGGCAUACCUACAAGGAGUUCCAGCAGGCUCGUUUGGUCCUGCUUCCUCAGGUGGGUUUCUCUUUGGCCAGCCUCCAAAAGCUGGAGACCCCCUGGAUAUCAAAUGUGAAGAUGUGGAGGAAAGCAUGCUGAACUCGGGCGAGGCACCACCUGAGAUGUACUAUGGAUCUGGAGAUGAUCAGGAAACUGAUGGACAGUCUCUGUUGGAGCCAGAAGACACACUGGGUCGAGCAGAGAGCACAACAAAUACAAGAAUUUCACCUUCAGGUUUUAGUGACCUGAACAUUGCUGGCUCUGCUACAGCCACCACCUUGGCUGUUGGUGGGCCCGUGGCACAGGACACAUCUGACGAGCCCAGAAAGGAGGGUUCUCAUCGACAAACCUCAGCGAGACAAAGGAAACGUCGGCGGGGUGGUAAAACAUCAUGGUGCCAUCGGGGUGGUAGAUGUGGUGGUCAGGAGAGACUGGAUAAAGCCCUGGCCAGCUUCCUGAGCUGGCAGCAGUCUGCAGAGGAGCGCCUUCUCUCACUGGAGGAGGCGCGGCUGGAGAGAGAGCUGCAGGCGGAGGAGCGCAGGGAGCAGAGAGAGGAGAGGAGAGCGGAACAAGAGCGUCAGCAUGAGCUCCGCCUGCUCAGCAUGCUCACAGGGGUGUUGCUCGCUGUCAGAGAGGGUACGCAAACCACAACACCAACCGACCCCGCCGUCUCACCCUUAGCUCAUCUUUCAGCUUCUCUGAUGACCACACCUGCCCCCUCUGCCCCUUCAUCUUCAUCUCAGCCACGUCCAGAAGCUCCCACAACAGAGUCUGUUUUCAGUCAGGAGACAAAAAAGUCACAGGUCACAUCUGUCAAGGCCUGCAAAAUGUCUCAGAAUGCUUUGGCAACACUGAGAGGUGAUGAAGGUCCUGGCAAUAGCUCCUACCUGUCCAACCGUGGCAACAGCAUCCGACUGCAUGAAGGUAUUCUCCAGGAGGGCUAUAUCCAAUAUGGAAUGGAUAGACACCAUGAUACUGAAAACCCAGAGGGUAUUAUCAACAUGGGGACCAGUGAGAACAAACUUUGUUAUGACCUUCUUCAUAAACGGCUGACCAAGCCUGACAUGCUACACAUCAACCCAUCCUUGUUGCAGUAUUCAGACUGGAGGGGACACGCUUUCCUCAGGGAGGAAGUUGCAAAAUUCCUGACUCGCCACUGUUGUUCUCCAAACCCGUUAAAAGCUGACAAUGUUGUGGUGAUGAAUGGCUGUGGUUCCCUCUUCUCAUGUGUUGCUGCAGUCAUUUGUGACCCUAAAGACGCCAUUCUCAUUCCAACUCCUUUCUAUGGCGUUAUCACUGAAGAUCUUCAUCUGUAUAGUGAUGUCAAACUCUUCCACGUUCCCCUUGAUUGUGAGGCUGAUGGUAAAGAUGACCAACCCUUCCGCCUCACUGUAGGGAAACUAGAAGAAGGUCUGCAAAGAGCUAAGCAAGAGGGGUUAACAAUUCGAGGUGUUAUCCUGAUGAACCCCCACAACCCUCUGGCCGAAAUCUACAGCCUGAAGGAAAUGAUUACCUUCCUGGAGUUUGCCAAAAGAAAUGCUCUUCAUGCCAUUGUAGAUGAAGUGUACAUGCUGACAGUGUUUGAUGAAUCUGUCACCUUUCAGAGUGUCCUCAGUGCAGACAGUUUGCCCGACCCACAGAGGACGCAUGUAAUGUGGGGAAUGAGCAAGGACUUUGCAAUGGCAGGAAUCAGAAUAGGCACUCUGUAUACUGAGAACAGAGAUCUUGUGGAGGCUUUGGCCAAGCUGGGCUCCUUUCAUGGUAUCUCUGGGACCACCCAGCACCAGGUAGCACAACUGCUUCAGGACAAAGAGUGGAUCAGUGAGGAAUUUUUGCCUGAGAACAGAUGCAGACUGAAAGCUGCUCACAGCUACUUGACUGGAGAACUGCUCAGUAUGGGGAUCCCCUAUCUGGACAGGCCUGCAACAUUAUAUGUCUGGGCUGACCUUAGGAAGUAUCUCCGAGAGUCCUCUUUUGAGGAAGAAUUGUCUCUGUGGAGGUGUUUCCUCAGACAUAAGGUGCUGCUGAGUUGUGGCCAGGCAUUCUCCUGUUGCGUGCCCGGGUGGUUCCGCAUCGUCUUUGCAGACCAACAGCACCACCUUCACCUUGGCUUUAAGCGAAUUAGGCAGGCUUUAAAAGAAAUUGAAGAAAAAAGGACCAUUCCCAACUCCAUCAAACAAACCAAUGAGGAGAGCCAAAAGUCGGUAAAAAAGGACAGUGCAGAUUCAGACACCGCUGCUAUUGUCAAUUCAACAUCCUUAACCCAGAGCAAUUCAUCAGAUGAGCUGAAGGAGAGGGACAGCCCUGUUCCGGAUAUAGGCUCGCCGGUCACUGAAGACUGUCAAGCCUCUAAGCCCGCAGAGAGUCUUGACUCACUCAUCGGUACUCUCAGGCAUCAGAUCCGUUCCUCUGAUUGGCUGGAGAAAAGCACUCCAGAACUGUCUGCUGGGGAGGACCCAGAAAUUUUUGAUGUGUUCAAGGUCCUGCUGCAAAGAGCCAGAAAGUAAGCUUAGGAUUAAACAAGCGUGAAUGUAGCUGCCAAAUUUUGAGAGGCAGUACUUUAAGCAUCCCUCUUCCUUCUUGUGUUUAUGGCGAAAAGCUCGACACAAACACCUGCCACAAGGAAAGUGAAGGUGGUGAGAAUAAUGUGACGAGCAGGGGCGACAUCUGAGGCUGAAGACGCUAUUGGCCGACAACACAUUAUGGCCCACUGUAUGCAACGAGUGGGAUUUCCUUAAUCAGUUUACGAUACGUAAUAACCAGACAACCCCACACACACACACACACACACACAGUUUCUACAUGACGGGGGUCUGAUUUGUUUAUUGCAGUCAGAGAUAAUCUCUUAACUGUUAAGGGACUUUUAGAUCAAGCUCUUCAAACUUGUUGUGUUUAUUAUUCAGCCACAAAAACUGAGCUUCCUCAAAUGUUGAAUGGCUGUUGCUUGAACCUUCAGUUCCUCUAUAGAGCGACUCGGCAAGACACGGUGGAGAAUUCACGGGGAAAUUUCACCCCUGACGGGUGGGAGUUUCCACUGCUGCAGAGGCGGAGUUACAAUGAGCAGUGCAAGUUUUAUCAGUUGUGGUUGUGAGCAGAAUAAAUCAUAUGUCAGAGCGCUGAAAGUGUUUGUACAGUAGCAUUGGAACAGUAGCACUUCUUUUACACUCUGUUCUACUUACAGACAAACUCAAAUCAGAUUUUAACCUCACACCUUUGUUUCGGGCAGCUUUUUUUCCUUCAACAACAAAGACUGUCAAAAUGAAGUUUCUUGAGCUGGACGACCAGAUCAGUCGCUUCAGGUUUUCACAGUCCUGUUUGGGAUUAACAGGGUGCCUCUGUGUGUGCUAUGCAGUCUGGACACCGUACUGGCUGAAGGACAGGGGACUGUGGACAGGGGGGAACACCACUGAAAGGGACCAGACAAAUCGUAAAGAUGACAUUGCCAUCAAUGCUCUGGAAGCAGAGAGGGUAUUUGGAAUUCUCUCCUCCCUGAUGGCUGUGAGCACUGCUGCUCUGUGUCUGGUGUUUGCCCUCUGCUGGACAUCUCAGACAGUGCGCUCCUACUCAAACACUCGCUCUCUCCUCAUGGCACAAAAAGCACUCUACCCCACUACCCUGCUGCUGUUCACCAUGGCCCCCACAGGUUUCUUCUUCCUCCUGAGCUGGUCUUUUUUCACAUAUGAGCACCGUGAAGAAAUCCGUCAGGACUUCUCCAGUCUCGGCUCCUCCUAUUGGCUGGGGGCUUUGGGUUGGAUCCUGCUGCUAGUCGUGGAGUCAAUUGUCUUUAUCGUUGAACAAGCUGUUGUGCCCAACAUCUUACCUGACUUAGAGAAGGCGAUGGAUUCAUGGCGGAUUUCCUCUCAACUUAAGGCUGCUGAAUGUUCUUUUAGUGGCAGUUCUCAUCCUUUUAGCCCCAAAAGCAACAUGACUCCAAAGAUUUAUAUGUCUUUACAUUGAAUAUGGUUUACAAACUCAGGUGACUGUUUAUUGGAGGGAUCCUGAAGUCAGCAGAACAAAAAGCUUUCUGCAGGGCUUGUUAUGGAGAUCAUGUUCCGGUUUGUUUUCAGUACAGACUGAAACAAAAUAAAAAUCACACCAAGGACCAAAAAUGUACUGACUGGUAAACUGUGUGACUAAUGAUAGGUUUGCUCUUCAGACAGGAAUAGGUCCAGGUGUGAAGGGCUCCCACUUAAAUGUGGUUAAACAAAGACAUUCAGUUAGUGCUUUAAUCUGAGUGUUGUAGUUGGUGCUGCAGUGUAUCUUACUUGAUGGCACUGUGAUGACCAGGUAACACUUCAAAUUGUAAUUUUCAUGUUAAAAAAAAAAGGUUGAUGAAUGUUUUCAAAUGUAAGCUAAAUUGAAUUAUAUACGGCACAGAACAAAUGGUGAAAAAUUCCACAUUCCAAAAAUGUUUUGGUCUGUUUGUACAUGUUUUUUAUUUGCAUAGAGUUUUAACUUGCAUUUUUUUGAUGCAGAGAUAAACUAUGUUUUCUGAAAAGUGGUUCUUAGACGUGUUUCUGAGCCCAUAUAGUAAAUUCCACUACAGUAUCAUCACUGUUUGUAAUGCAGUGCUGCCCGAGGGCCCUUCAGCACUGAUUUUCAGCCGUGUCCCAUGUCAGCCAUGCGUACAUCCGCUCACACUACCUUUCAAAUACCCUUUCUCGCCUAAACUUCUGAAACACUCAGCCUCUGAGCCUUUGAAAUGUUUUUUUUUUUUUUUAAAUCCAGUCUUUGUUAGUUGUGAGGUGUGUUUCUUUGUUGUUUUUUUUGGUGUUGCCCAUUUCCCACCUUUUUCUGAAUAUCCUCAAAA
Molecule: messenger RNA, 5449 nt
Organism: Archocentrus centrarchus (flier cichlid)
Lineage: Eukaryota; Metazoa; Chordata; Actinopteri; Cichliformes; Cichlidae
Gene: accs
Product: 1-aminocyclopropane-1-carboxylate synthase homolog (Arabidopsis)(non-functional)
Exons: 20
Coding region: 231-3146 (971 amino acids)
Biological process (GO): biosynthetic process; amino acid metabolic process
Molecular function (GO): pyridoxal phosphate binding; transaminase activity
Source: RefSeq, a predicted model, not a curated record